Messenger RNA from Boeremia exigua, 2510 nucleotides. RefSeq names its product kinase-like domain-containing protein. The transcript is spliced from 4 exons. NCBI's taxonomy places the organism in Eukaryota, Fungi, Ascomycota, Dothideomycetes, Pleosporales, Didymellaceae. The record is from RefSeq and is a predicted model, not a curated record. The coding region runs from base 248 to 2215 and encodes 655 amino acids. Gene Ontology annotation, biological process: intracellular signal transduction; peptidyl-serine phosphorylation. Gene Ontology annotation, molecular function: ATP binding; protein serine/threonine kinase activity. Gene Ontology annotation, cellular component: spindle pole body.
ACCAACCCCGCAACCACCAACAGAGCUGGUAGCAACAUCAUCACUACAUGCUCUCAGCUCAAACAUCGAAAUCUGACGCUGCUCGUUGUAUCGUCUCAUCCAGCCUUGGAACUUUCACGCGUGCCUGCCGUCUCGCCUCGCUGCUUUCCACGUGUUUCUUCACAGCUGCGACCAUCGAAACCACCGACGUGCCUUCCCCGCGGCCAUUGCGUGUUUACUUGUUGACGCCACACAACUCGUAGGCGACAUGGCCUCAGAAACCAGCGGGCACAGCGCACAUCUGCCCAUGGCACCCCCGCCGCUCCACACUCGCUCCAGUGAGAUGGAUUGCCCAAGCACGCCCUCUCGGGACCCCUUCAUCAGCCCGCGCCAGACACCUCUGGGAAGUCCAAGCAAAAGCCACCAUCCACCCGGCGCAUUCGAUCUGCCCCACGUCUUCGAAAAUGCUAUGAAGCUUUUCCCGACCAUGGGCGCGCCUGCCAAGCAGAAGCCAGAUACACCCGGUUCGCCCAGCAGGCUGAAGAUUGGAACCAACAUAGACCACUCUGCAGGAGAUAGCACAGCGCUCUCGGCGGGAAGUCCGACUCGUAAGUCGAACCUGGAGAAUACGCCGCCUAGCGUCCGACCAGGCACACACAAGGAGCCCGGCUUUCUCACACAGGCUGCGCAAUCGCGUCAAGAGCCGUACCGAUCACGAGAGGCGGAGGGUUCACAGCGGUACUAUCCUGCGCCACCGCGUCUCUCAGCUGAGGAACUCGAGAAGGCCAGGAAGCCAGCCGUGAAGCGUCUUGCGAAUGUCACCCAGCUAUACUUCCUCGACUACUACUUCGAUCUCCUCACUUAUGUGCACACUCGUCAGAACCGCCUCAACCAGUUCAAAGAACAGAACCCUCCGCCGCCCGACACACCCGAACCCGAGUAUACUGAAGCUCUUACACGUUACCUGGGCCGGGAGCGCGCCAACCUCCGCAAGCGUCGCACACGAUUGAGGCAGGGUGAUUUCCAGAUUCUCACACAAGUUGGCCAGGGAGGCUAUGGCCAGGUGUUCUUGGCGCAAAAGAAGGACACUAAGGAAGUGUGCGCCUUGAAGGUCAUGAGCAAGACACUCUUGUUCAAGCUGGAUGAAGUGCGCCACGUUCUGACGGAGCGUGAUAUUUUGACCACAGCGAAGAGCGAGUGGCUUGUUCGACUGCUUUAUGCCUUCCAAGAUGAGAAGAGCAUCUAUCUUGCGAUGGAAUAUGUACCUGGAGGCGACUUCCGUACGUUGUUGAACAACACCGGGGUCUUGCAUAACCGGCACGCGCGGUUCUAUAUUGCAGAGAUGUUCUCUUGUGUCGAUUCGUUGCAUCAGCUUGGGUACAUCCACCGUGACCUGAAGCCCGAGAACUUCCUCAUCGACAGUACCGGCCAUGUCAAGCUUACCGACUUUGGCCUGGCAGCUGGUAUGCUUGCUCCUAUCAAGAUCGAGUCUAUGCGCAUCAAGCUGCAAUCAGUGAGCGAUGUGGUCGCGCCUUUUGGUCGUCCUGUAGAAGAACGAAGCGCUGCUCAGCGCCGAGAUAACUACCGAUCCCUUCGCGAGCGAGAUGUCAAUUAUGCGAAGAGUAUCGUUGGCAGUCCUGACUACAUGGCGCCCGAGGUCCUCAAAGGAGAUGAGUACGACUUCACGGUAGAUUACUGGAGCCUGGGUUGUAUGCUGUUCGAAGCCUUGGCCGGAUACCCACCAUUUGCGGGCGCCACUGUGGAUGAGACGUGGCAGAACCUGAAGCAGUGGAAGAAAGUUCUACGCAAGCCGGUGUACGAAGACCCGUCAUACUUCCUGUCGAAGCGUACCUGGGACCUCAUCAUUCGUCUUGUUGCUUCGAAGUCAACACGUUUCCGUGGUAUCUCAGAGAUUCACGCGCAUCAAUACUUCGCAGAAGUAGAUUGGGCAAAGCUGAGAGAGCAAAAGGCACCAUUCGUCCCAGAGCUUGACAGCGACACAGACGCGGGGUACUUCGACGACUUCGGUAACGAAUCGGACAUGGCCAAAUACAAGGAGGUUCAUGACAAACAGGCAGCGUUGGAAGCUAUGGCAGAGCGUGAUGAGAAGAUGAACAAGGGACUCUUCGUUGGAUUCACCUUCCGUCACAAGAAGACAGCAGAUGAGAAUGGAAACCCGGCGAGCCCGAGGAAGCCUCUCAGCGCAGUUGAAGAGAACUUCGGCACUAUUUUCUAGUGCCGUUGACGGCUACGUACUUUUCUGACACUGGCCGCACCGGUGUCUUUCCAUUCUGCGCCCAGCGAGGCAACAUUUGAAGCAUACAAAAUUUGACGUUGGCACGUGUAAUGAGCAAAGUGCAUAGGUGGAUGGUUUUAACAUGCGGAAUUACUGCGUUUGGAUUUGGCGUUACUGCAUACCAUGAGUGGACUACGGAGGGUGGUUCGGUAAGUGUUCUUAUCGCGAGGACGCUGCCAUGUAUUAGUAGAGCUUGAGGUGAUUCUUCAGUCAAAUAUACCCAGUAUUUCUUCCA